Molecule: messenger RNA, 4488 nt
Organism: Paramuricea clavata
Lineage: Eukaryota; Metazoa; Cnidaria; Anthozoa; Malacalcyonacea; Plexauridae
Source: the annotation of a GenBank genome assembly
AUGUGGAGGAAGAAACCACACUGCCCGAUAUUGCAGGUCGGGAAACGAGAGGACGCUACCCCUGAGGGACUAGGAGUAGCCGCGUCAAACCAGAAUAAGUCCCACCGAUGCAAUGGUUGUAACCAAGAGGAAGUUUACGCUAACUUUAAACGUUGUUCCACCUGCAAACUGGUGUAUUAUUGCUCAAAAUCAUGUCAAAAAAGACAUUGGAGUGAACACCAAAUACUUUGCAAUGCCAUUAAGGAACAACUAAAUCAAAACAAUGAAACUCUCAGAGGACUGGGAGAUAGUUCAGACACAGAAAUGUUUACAAGUCACCUUUCUCCAAAGAAACACGCUGCAAUUGCUAAACUUGUUGGUCGCAAAUGCUUUGUUCGGUGUCUUGUAAAUGAUGUUGACAUGGAAGCGUUAUGGGACACUGGAGCUCAGGUUUCCAUUUUCCCGGAACAGGUACUGUCUGACAAUUUUUCUGAUUUGAAAAUACGUGAUAUUAGUGAAUUGCUUGGUGCGGGUUCUGGUCUGAAUUUAACUGCGGCAAAUGGGACGUCGAUCCCUUAUAAAGGCUGGGUGGAAGCUAGAUUUAGAUUAAACCGAGAAGAUGAAAAAGAAGUAACAGUACCAUUCUUAGUAACACCCGAACAGUUGGAACAACCAAUAAUUGGGUACAAUGUUAUUGAACUGUUUUUGCAAGAAGGUGAAAACUACUCAGAUAAUUUAUCAGUGGCACACCAUAUAGUGUCAAGUUUUAAUAAUGUUGGAGUGAAAGAUGCUGAGCAAUUGAUAAACAUUAUCCAAAGAAAUGAUGGGGAGUUGUUUUGCCAAGUAAAAACAUCCAAACGUCACAUUACAAUACCGAAGAAAGCUACCAAAACAGUACCCUGUCGAGCAAAUACGGGAACGAUUGAGAAUACAAGACCAGUGCUUUUUGAACCUGAUGAAAAACAAGAGUGGCCCCCCGGAUUAAUAGUUCAUGAAACCUUAACAUCUGUGAAAAAGGGAAAAUCCACAAUCAUGCAAGUGCAAGUGACAAACGAUACAAUGCAUGACAUCGUACUACCUGGACGGACUGUUUUGGGAAGCCUUGAACUUAUUCGUUCUGUUACACCAAUUGAGGUGAAAUUAAAGGAAAAUGUAGAUGAGAAAAGAGCUGAUAUGAAUUUUGGAAUGGAGAGACAGGGGACUAGUCAAACUAAGGACCCUUGCCAUUCAGCUGUAAAUUCUGAGAAAGAACAAUUCAUACCGGAAAUCGAUUUAAGUACUCUCACACCCGAACAGCAAACUUUGGUAAAAAACAUGUUGUAUGAGGAGCGAGAUACUUUUGCGAUCGACGAUGACGACAUUGGGUGCAUCAAGGACUUGAAAAUGGAGAUAAAUCUUACGGACAGACAACCGGUUCAGAAAAAUUACGCGUCCAUUCCACGUCCACUUUACCCGGAAGUGAAACACUAUCUGGAAGACCUACUGAACAAAAACUUUAUCAGACGAUCGAAGUCACCUUACUCUAGCAGCGUGGUGUGCGUCAGGAAGAAGGAUGGAACCAUGAGACUAUGUGUCGACUACCGGGCACUGAAUAAAAAGACCAUUCAAGACAGACACCCCAUCCCCAGGAUACAAGAAACCUUAGAUAACCUAGGGGGAAACUCCUGGUUCAGUACAUUAGAUCAAGGCAAAGCGUAUCAUCAAGGCUUUGUCAGCCCAGAUAGUCAACCAUUCACAGCAUUUGUGACGCCGUGGGGGCUUUACGAGUGGGUACGCAUCCCAUUCGGACUAACGAACGCGCCAGCUAGUUUCCAACGGUUCAUGGAAGGAUGCUUAGGGGAUUUACGUGACCAGAUAUGUAUUCCCUAUCUCGACGAUAUUAUUAUAUUUUCCAAAUCAUUCGAAGAGCAUGUUGAACACGUACGUCUAGUUCUGCAGAGACUGCAACAACAUGGUGUUAAACUGAAGCCAGGAAAAUGCAGGUUAUUCAAGCGUCAAGUAUCGUUUCUUGGGAGAAUAGUAUCAGAAAAGGGGUAUAACAUUGAUCCAAAAGCAACCGAAGCUGUCAUCCUGUUGAAGAGCAAAAUACCGCGAACUGUCGGAGAGGUUCGAAGAGUAAUUGGGUUGUUAGGAGUAUACCGACGUCACAUCAAAGAUUUUUCGAAGAUUGCUAAACCCAUCUAUGAGCUGUUGGAAGGGAAAGUGAACACUAAUCAGAACUCCAGGAAGAAUGGGCAACUGCCAUCGAACCAUCCUAUUCAGUGGUCUAUGAAACACCAGACGGCAUUAAAUACAUUGAUUGAUUGCGUCACCUCACCCCCGAUUCUAGCGUACCCUGAUUACAGUUCACCAUACGUUGUUCAUACAGAUGCUUCCCAGAACGGGCUGGGAGCCGUGUUAUAUCAGCGUCAAGGCGGAACGCUCCGUGUCAUCGCAUAUGCAUCACGCACAUUAACGCAAGCUGAGAAGAACUACCAUUUACAUGCGGGGAAGUUAGAGUUUCUUGCUCUAAAGUGGGCGGUCAGCGAACAAUUCAGGGAUUAUUUAUAUUAUGCACCAUCCUUCGUAGUCUAUACUGAUAAUAACCCACUGACUUAUAUUCUCUCGACAGCGAAACUUAAUGCGACCGGUUUGCGUUGGGUUGGGGAACUUGCAGACUUUAAUUUUGAGAUCAAAUAUAGACCGGGAAAAGUAAACAUCGACGCGGAUAGCCUGUCCAGAAUUCCUGCGGACUUCGAAAGAUUCAUGGACUCUUGUUCUGAAACGGUUUCAAAUCCGGAGUUCAACGCAGCAGUCUCUCAGAUUUCUUCCGUCAGCAAUGGUGAUUCCCCCUGGAUUACAUCAGUUACGGAUCAGCCGGAGGCCCUCGAGACAGACAAGUUAUUCUUGCCAGAGCGAGAAAACACCAUCCAGUUCAAACAGACAGAGAUCGCUAGAGCGCAACGAGAAGACCCAACGACAAGUCGGGUUCAGUGGUAUGUACGGGCGCGAAAGAAACCAACUCUCGAAGAAAGGCAACAAGAAACCCCUGAACUAAAGAAAUACCUCCGGGAGUGGCAUAAUCUCAUGAUCGACAGGAAGACCGGUAUUUUGUAUCGAGGCCAGCAACUUGUACUACCAACGAAGUAUAGAUCGUUAGUAUUUCGAGAACUACACGAGAAAAUGGGACAUCUUGGUCCAGAACGCGUUUUCAACCUUGCAAGGGAACGGUUCUAUUGGCCUGGAAUGAAGAACGAUAUUGAACAUUUUAUCACGCACGUAUGUAGUUGUGUUAAACAGAGAAAACCCACCUUUACCAACAGAGAACCACUUCACUCCAUUUCUACGUCCGCACCAUUCGAACUGGUAUCAAUUGAUUUUGUCCAUUUAGAGCGAAGUUCGGGAGGGUUCGAGUAUGUACUGGUCAUAGUCGACCACUUUACCAGAUAUACACAAGCGUAUUCAACACGGAACAAACUAAUAUACGCGUAUAAUUGUACGAAGCAUGAAUCUACUGGCUUCUCCCCGUUCUUGCUACUAUUUGGUAGACCGCCUCGUCUUCCCAUUGAUUUGAUGUUUAACUUAACAAGAAAAGAAGAAUCAAUCGGUUAUCCAGCUUAUGCCAAUAAAUGGAAGAAAGCAAUGCAGGAAGCUUACAUGUUAGCAUCCAAGUCUGCGGAGAAAGCGGCGUCUAAGGGAAGGAAACAGAGCGAUAAACGCGUAAGGUCGACUGUCCUCUUACCUGGUGACCGAGUGCUUGUUCGGAACCUAUCACCACGCGGAGGUCCAGGCAAAAUACGAGCGUUCUGGGAAGAGGAGAUUCACGUAGUGGUAUCGAGGAAGAAUCCCGAGAGUCCUGUUUAUGAUAUCAAACCCGAAUCAGGAAAGGGAAAGAUACGCACGUUGCACAGAAAUUUACUGUUACCUUGUGAUUAUUUACCGACAGCAACGCCAGAGACGAAGCGGGUAGAGAAAGUGAAAGAACGGACCCCGAUUAUACACACCCCAGAGGAUUCAGAAUCAGAUUCGGAGGGGGAGGAGGGACUGUCGCUGCCUCCAAACGAAAUGGACGAACUUGUACAGUUAAGCUUACGACCAGAGUCGGCAAACGACGCGACAGUGGACCCAAGUACAAAUGACGAGAUUAACCAGAGUAGGGAAGUACAUGGUAAUGAAAAUGACGCGAACAGGCUGAACAUACAAGUAGAAGAAACGAUGGAAACGCCGGGUGAUAUCGAAGAAACACCGCCGCAACCGGUUCGUCCACAAAGGCAAAGACAGCCACCGUUACGUUUUGGGUACAAUGAACCUGGUUGUCCUACGGGUGAAUUUCCUUUCAUUUGGCAAGACCCUAACGUGGGAUUAGUUCAAAUACGAGAUCCGUGGUUUGACCCACCUUGGAUUGGACCGAUACAACCUCCGAUGAUAUCAGUACCGUGGAUGAGUCCAAUACAGAAUCCCAUGUUCCACGCACAAGUUAUGAACCCUAUGAUAUCACCACCGCCUUUUGGUUACUACCCAACGUAUUAG